CACGCCUUUUAUUGCGGUAUUAAAGGGCUAGUGAUGGGGACAUUCAGCCGGCAGGAGUUCUUCCAGGAGCUGACCCAUGGCUGUCUCCUGCCUACAGCCCAGCAGGGCUUGGAGCAGGUCUGGCAGCUGUUGGUCAUCUGCCUGCUGUGCCGACUCCUCUGGAUGUUUGGUCUCCCCUCAUUUGUGAAGCACCUGAGCACUGUGGCGGGGGGCUUCUACACCCUCUACCUGUUCUUUGAGCUGCACAUGAUCUGGGUGGUCCUCCUCAGCCUCCUCUGCUACCUCAUCCUCUUCCUGUGUCGGCACUCCAGCAUCCGAGGCACCUUCCUCUCCAUCACCGUCCUCAUCUACCUGCUGCUAGGAGAGCUGCACAUGAUGGACACGACCACCUGGCACAAGAUGAGAGGUUCCCAGAUGGUGGUAGCCAUGAAGGCUAUCUCGCUGGCCUUUGAUCUCGACAGAGGGGUUGUUAAGAGUGUGCCUUCACCUAUAGAGUUCAUGGGCUACAUUUACUUUGUGGGCACCGUCAUAUUCGGUCCCUGGAUCAGUUUCAACAGCUACAAGGAUGCCCUGGAAGGACGUAAACUAAGCUUUUCAUGGUUCUUCAAAGUGUCCAUCAGCUGGGUGAAGAGCCAGUUCUGCCUUGUUAUAUCCAACUGUGUGGCGCCCUACCUCUUUCCAUACUUCAUACCUAUCUACGGGGACAAGUUACUACGCAGCAAAAAGAGAAGGAAGAUCAGGGGUUCAUCAGCAAGGUGGCUGCUGGCGUACGAGAACGCAGUGUCUUUUCACUUCAGUAAUUACUUUGUCGGCUUUCUGAGCGAGACCACUGCAACGCUGGCUGGAGCCGGCUUCACAGAGGAGAAGGAAAACCUCAAAUGGGAUGUGACCGUGACCAAGCCACUGAGUAUUGAGUUCCCCAGGUCCAUGGUGGAGGUGGUCACCUCCUGGAACCUCCCAAUGUCUCGCUUCCUCCACACAUAUGUGUUCACCAGUGCUCUUAAAUUCGGAACGUUUUCUGCGAUCAUGGUGACGUACACAGCCAGUGCCCUCCUGCACGGCUUGAGUUUUCACCUGGGGGCAGUGUUGCUCUCUCUAGGGUUCAUCACGUACAUUGAGCAUGUAUUACGCAAAAGGCUGGCAUCCAUCUUUAACGCGUGUGUGCUGUCAAAGAAAUGUCCGCCCAACUGCCCUCAUCACAACAAAAAGGCGAUAUGGGUGUUUGUGAUAAACACAGCGUUCAGCGCCCUGGCCGUGCUCCACCUCACCUACCUGGGCUCUGUGUUCAACUCCAGCGUGGACUACAUGGAUGAGGAGGAGGACGACGUGACCCACCACACCAUCCAGAAGUGGUCGGAGCUGAGCUGGAGCAGCCACUGGCUGACGUUCGGCAGCUGGGUGUUGUACCGCAUCCUCCUAUAGUGGGGAGAGAGGACGCAGACCCGGGAAGGAGAUGAGUAAGAAAGCAAUAAGGGGACAACUUACUGCACGACUGCCUCUCAUAACACAACCCCAGCCCCGCCCCUCCCACUGUGAGCUCGUCCACCAGGGAUUGGCAGAGGGACCUCCGGAGCGAUCCAACCAAUCACAGCAAGCUGUGCGGUCGGGACCGAACGCGUGGAACCAGACGCUCCCAUUACAACCUGGGGACUGGCUGUUUUAUACUUGUAUAUACUGUAUAUACUCUAGAUCUAUUCACCCCAGCCUUUUCCUCAUCUCUUCCUGAACUCUGAGCUGCAGUUGCUAAUUCCACCUCUUGGGGAGUUGUGACGACAGCUUCAGGUAGCUCUCUGCGAGUCACAAUCAAUAGCCGUUGGCAUGGCAGCGAUUUGUUUGUUUUCACCGGACACUUCUGAGUAGCCUUUAUCUAGGGCUCGCCAUCGACUGUGAGAGUUGCCCGUCCAGUGGGAUUUUCCUUGGUGGUGAUAGCAUCUAUCCUUAGAAUUACUACAUCUCUACUCUUUUAGCCAUGUACUGUAUAGGUAAACAACCACUUCCCUUUGGAUCGAGAAAAAAAGCACAUGUUUAGGAAAUAAAGAUAGAUUUUAUUAUUAACAAUAGUAUUUUUUCCUAUUUGGGAAUUUUUGAUAGAGUGUGAAAAAUAACUAACUCGUUGUGUUUACAUCAGUGGUUUAGAAGUACUGUAGAAACUAAAAUAGGGGAUUGCUGCUAGAGGUCAUUCUCAUCAGCCUGCAUGUGGACGUCUCUGUCUAACAAACGCAGGUGGGGGCAGGGCCACAGGUUAAUAUUAUGUGAAUAUUAUUAAAAUAAUAAUAAUUAAAAUAAAAAAUCCCCUAAUUUGAUUCCCAUUCCUAUUUGAUUCAUGACAUUUUCCUGUGUGUUUCCUAUUGGUGUUUGUAAACCACUGUUUGAGAAUCAAUAUAUUUUUCUCCAUUUUUGUUAGCUGUGAACUUUAUCUCAAAGAACAUCAUAAAUCACCCUUAAGUCAAUGUUCUGAGUUAUAGACCUUCCGUUUUAUCUUGAUAUUAAUUUAUAUGUAUAUAUUUAUGUAUUCCGGUUUUAAGACGUGGUUAUUUUUUAUUGUUGUGUGUUUUCAUUUAUUUGUUUCAAUAAUCUUUUGUUAUUCACAGUAUUUAGUGUAUUUUGUCUUAUUUAUCGAUUCUGUUUUAAGCGUUAAUCCUAUAAUUCUCAUCAUGUUUGUUAGCAUACAAAUUCUCACUAUAUUUCCCAUUUUUUAAAGAUGAUAUAUUAUGGGCAUUGCACAAGCACCCUGCCGUGCCAAACAUGAUAACCCCAAACUAUUUGAAAUGCUGAACUGAAUUGUAUUGUUUCUAACAAAUUGGAGCCUAUGCAAAUGCUGCAGUAUUUCAAAUACAAUUUACA
Messenger RNA from Gadus chalcogrammus (walleye pollock), 2844 nucleotides. Its product is annotated as protein-serine O-palmitoleoyltransferase porcupine-like. Gene Ontology annotation, molecular function: Wnt-protein binding; palmitoleoyltransferase activity. Gene Ontology annotation, biological process: protein palmitoylation; lipid modification; canonical Wnt signaling pathway. The record is from RefSeq and is a predicted model, not a curated record. The coding region runs from base 34 to 1422 and encodes 462 amino acids. Gene Ontology annotation, cellular component: membrane; endoplasmic reticulum. The transcript is spliced from 15 exons. Lineage: Eukaryota; Metazoa; Chordata; Actinopteri; Gadiformes; Gadidae.